Molecule: messenger RNA, 1761 nt
Organism: Danio rerio (zebrafish)
Lineage: Eukaryota; Metazoa; Chordata; Actinopteri; Cypriniformes; Danionidae
Gene: amdhd1
Product: amidohydrolase domain containing 1
Biological process (GO): L-histidine catabolic process
Cellular component (GO): cytoplasm
Molecular function (GO): hydrolase activity, acting on carbon-nitrogen (but not peptide) bonds; hydrolase activity, acting on carbon-nitrogen (but not peptide) bonds, in cyclic amides; hydrolase activity
Source: RefSeq, marked validated
AAACUCUGCUCUGCAACACCGCGACGAAGUUAGACUAACAAUGUCUGCAAACAGUUUCAAACUUCUAGUCAAGAAUGCAACACAGCUAGUGUUAGUUUGUAGAAAUGGGGAAAAGUAUCUUACCAGAGAUGAGAUGCAGACUCUGGCUGUGCUGGAGAACGCCAGUGUGCUGAUUGGACAUGAUGGACUAAUCAAAGCUGUUGGACCAGCAGACGUCAUUGAAACUCAGUUUGAAGGAGCAAAGUUUGACAAAGUUCUCGACGCUUCCGGCAUGUGUGUUCUCCCAGGUCUUGUUGAUGCACACACGCAUCCAGUGUGGGCUGGAGAUAGAGUGCAUGAGUUUGCCAUGAAGCUGGCCGGCGCCACAUAUAUGGAGGUGCAUGAAGCUGGAGGAGGAAUCCAUUUCACAGUGGCACACACUCGCUCGGCCAGUGAACAGCAUCUGUUGGCUGCUUUGAAAAGCCGUCUGGAGCGCAUGAUGAGAGCUGGAACCACACUGGUGGAGUGUAAGAGCGGAUACGGACUCGAGCUGGACACUGAAGUCAAGAUGCUGAGAGUGAUCAAUUCGGCAAGAAAGUCGUUGCCCAUCGGGAUAUCAGCAACAUACUGUGGAGCCCACGCAGUGCCCAAAGGUAAAACUAUGGAAGAAGCCACUAAGGACAUUGUUGCAGUGCAGCUGCCCAAAAUAAAACAUCUAAGCGCUUCAGGUGAUCUGCAAGUGGACAACAUUGAUGUAUUUUGUGAGAAAGGUGUGUUCGAUCUCACCUCCACUCGUUGCAUACUCCAGGCCGGCAAAGACAUGGGCCUCAACAUCAACUUUCAUGGCGAUGAACUCCAUCCUAUGAACUCGGCACAUCUUGGUGCAGAACUUGGCGCUUUAGCGAUCAGCCAUUUAGAGGAAGUGACAUAUGAUGGGAUUGUUGCCAUGGCGAAAUCGAAAACAUCAGCGGUCCUCCUUCCCACCACUGCAUAUAUAUUACGACUUACUCCACCACGUGCGAGAGAUAUGCUUGAUGCUGGAGUCAUAGUGGCUCUGGGCAGCGACUUCAACCCCAAUGCCUACUGCUGCUCAAUGCCUAUGGUGAUGCACUUGGCCUGUGUGAUGAUGAAAAUGUCUAUGCCAGAAGCUCUGGCCGCAAGCACCAUAAAUGCAGCCUACGCUCUCAACCGCUCACAAACACAUGGCUCGCUUGAAGUUGGGAAACAGGGAGACCUUGUGAUCGUCAAUGCACCACGGUGGGAACAUCUGGUCUACCAGUUUGGGGGUCAUCAAGAGCUCAUCAAAUAUGUCAUAAUCAAAGGCGAUUUUGUUUAUGAAAAUGAUAAAGUUUUGAAUCUUUGAACAUCCCACAGUGAAUAAACACAAGAUGGAUUGUGUGGUAAAACUGUAUUAUUAUGAUAAUAAAAAGGCUUGGUACCAUACUCAAAAUUUAAAAAAUGGUUUGUUGAUAAAAUAAAUAAUUCCAUACAUAUAUUCAUAAGUUAAUUCAAUUUACAAACAGUUUGAAAUCAUACAAACAUGCUUUGUACCAGUCUGCCCUUUAAUCUCCAGCAUGCUUCUGUCAUCGUAAUGGAAAUGCCCGGUUCAGCACCAGCUCCAACCUCUCUCCUCCGAGUGCACAUGCAUCUAACACACACACCAGCCUCUGAUUGGUCAGCUGAUUUGCAGUGGCGAUCAAGUCCGCUUUGGGAGAAGAGAAACCAUUAUUAAAACUUUACCGAUUUUAGCACUCAAAGGAAAUAAAAUGAAAUUAAAACAAA